Molecule: messenger RNA, 2276 nt
Organism: Umbelopsis ramanniana AG
Lineage: Eukaryota; Fungi; Mucoromycota; Umbelopsidomycetes; Umbelopsidales; Umbelopsidaceae
Exons: 3
Coding region: 238-2067 (609 amino acids)
Biological process (GO): nuclear-transcribed mRNA poly(A) tail shortening
Cellular component (GO): P-body
Molecular function (GO): translation repressor activity; mRNA binding; protein binding
Source: RefSeq, a predicted model, not a curated record
UCGUAUGGCACUUCAAACAGCGACAGACCGCUGUCGGAUCUCAUCAAUUGUUCUGCUAAAAUGCACAGAACCACCGUUCGACCAACAUCCGACAUAGUGCAAGCAGCUGAUAUUUAUAGACAUUCAUUAUCACCAGAAGGUUCGUUUCUAUGCUGUUAUGAAAGAAAGAAAAGAAAGUGGCGGGCAGAAAGGAGCAAUAGCAGCAGGGAGUGAUGUGGGUGCCUGUGCUGAGUGCAUAUGGGAGGAAAAUCCUCACUUGGAAUUUUUUUUUUUUUUCAAACUUUAAAAAAUAUCCUGACGGAUGUCUUGCUUCCUACAGCUGAAGCCAUCGAUUAUUGGUACGAAAACUUGCAGCAUUAUGAACAAACCGUCGAAGCCAUGGCUAGUUCCAAACUUGAUCAAAAAUUCAAGGAUGACUUGAACCGUGUCAAUGAGUGGUUUCGACUAUUAUGCGAAGCAGAGAGAACCACAGCCUUAUAUAGUAUCGUUCAACAUGCGACACAAGUACAGAUACGAUUUUUGAUUGCUGUCCUUACCAAGAUGGCUAAUCAAGACCCCUUGGGAGCCCUGUUAUCACCGGGGCCUAAUCAAGACAAAGACCCUUUUCUACCUACCUCAGUCAAGCAGUCUGAACUCGAAUUACAACAACGCAUGCGCUCUGUUUACCCUUUGCGAAAUAAAUUGGCUUCUCGCAACAUGUACCGACAAUCCAAUGCCUUUAGUGAACCUGACGACUACACUCGAAGAAGACAGCAUGAUUUAUUAUCUGGAAGAACCCUUGGAUUGACCGAGUCUGGAAUUCUAUAUGAAAAGGCUAUGGCCCUUAAGCAAGCUUCUGGCAUCCGCACUUCUACUGUCAGCAGCAGCUCAAUAUUAAGCUCAUCGUCUUUCAUUAAAUCUCCACGUCUUCCUCAGCCUGUGAAACGACCCGAUUCCAGUUCAAGCCUUUCCAAUCAAAGUCCCGCCACCAGUCCAUCGCCUAUAACCGACUGGCCCUAUGCGUUUCAAAAGAACGACUCGUCCUCCUUUGUUGCUAAUACCUCUGCUAGAAGUAGCCUGGCUGAAACUUCAUCAACAAAUAGUAGCACACUAGGUGGACAUAGUAGCAGCAGUAGCAGUGAUGCAUUGUCAGAAUGGUCACCUUUGCUUGCUCCCAAAAGCCAGCAGCCACCGCAUCAACAAGAUCAGGAACAUAAUCGACCUUCUAUCUAUGAUCACAAAUGGAGUCCAGGGGGCAAGAAAUUGGAAACGACUAGUCUGGAGCAGCAUGAAUCCACCACACUUCCUUUGCGUGCUUCCAAGCCUGUGUUAUCCUCCAUUGACACCACCAUGCAUCCGAGUUUUUUCAAUUCUCAGCAACCACAUUCGUUACCAAGAUCUGAACCAAAGCUAUGUGACGAUGUUGUGAGCUUGCCUACACCGGAUGACGCAAAAUCAAGCUCCAACGCCACCACAUUUGAUACCAAUAUGGGAUUAGAUACCAAAGCACCCACUUUACCCAUAAAAUAUAACCGACGAAUGAGCAACAGUACACCUACAGGUCAUCGUUAUUCACCGCUCCUGUCCCCUCUACCCAGUCCAAAGUCUCUCUCUCGAUCAUCUAAUCGAUCCACGUCACCGCCUUUCCGAGCUUGGCCACCGUCUCCUGCGGCCAACAGCAAAUCCAAUUAUUCGCAAUUUCUCAAUCCGCACGAUGGAGUGAGUCUUCCAGAGUACCUGAGUGACCAUAGUGAUGGAUCAGGAUCCAGUCACGCUGAACCAGGGCACUUGACAGAAGCGGCCAUGAACCGAAGACGAAGAGCGUCUGCCGCUCGUGCAGCCAAAGAUAAAGUUGCGGCAGAAACAGUGGAUUUUGAUCUCAUGCAGGAUGUUCAAGCAUGGCUUCGAACUUUACGAUUGCAUAAAUACGCCUAUGCGUUUGAAGGGCUGACUUGGCAGGAAGUCGUUCGAAUGACCGACGAUGACAUGAUCCAAGCUGGAGUGAAUACCAUCGGUGCUCGACGCAAACUACUCAAAGUAUUUGAAAAUGUUAUGAACCAUUGCCAGAAAAAUGGCCUCCAAUAUUAACUAAGCACGCCAAAACAACAACUCCCUCCUGUCUUUUAAUUCCUAGAACAUAGUCUUGCCUUUUGUACCAUUUCAUUCCUUCUGGUGCCUUGACGCCGCCUUCACGCCAAUUUUACAUACCAUUCAAAUAAGCCAUGAUGCAAACUCAAAGUUUUCUAAAAAAAGAUCUUCCGAUAUUGAAGCGAGGUGGAGACCCCUCUCCGUUUUUG